AUGAAGACUGACUUAAAGACUGACAAAGGCAUUCCCAAAGAAAACAUGGUGAUAAACGUGGACAUAUCCGAGGAGAUUUUGACGCCGCUCGCCUGUGCAUCGUUGGUGAACGAAAUUUUGAAAGGGCUUUUGUACCAGAAAAGCCAAAUUCCUUACCCGUACACCUGGAUGAAGACGGUGGUGAAUCGGAAACGCAACAACAUUAAUGACGCGCAAAGCGCGAACAGGAAUUUCUCCAUAGAAAAUCACUUCAAAGUUGUCUCGACUGCUUUCGAUGCAUUGGAGGAGAUAAUGAGCGGUAUUAGGGAUGAGUUUAGUAGUAGUAGUGAUGUUAAGGAGGUUAUUAUAGUGUUCGGGACAAAUCCGUUGUGUCCUAAGGAGGUUUUUACAAUACAGGUAUCGGAUCUCGCUAAGGGGCAUAUAGAGAGAAACCAUGUGAAUAAAAUAAGUCAAAUACAACCGAAAAUAUUGCGGAGUAUUUUUUUAUCGCAAGCGUGGAUGGAUUCGGUGGAUGGUUCAGCACCCUGCAGUAAUACUUUUGUGUACAUCAAAAAGGAGACAUGUGAAAGUACAAGUAAAAUAGAUACAUGUUUUACACCCAGUAGAACUACAAACUUUUCCGACAAGGUUAAACAAAUUAAUAUCAAAUUGAAUUUUAAUAAAGACAUUGACAGGAAAGAUUGUUGCAGUAACUUAAUGGUAUUUCAAGAAGGUGAUGAUUCUCAAAGUCGUCAUGAAUUAGUGGAAAGUGAAAAUAAUGAAAAAAUUGUGGUUUAUUGCCAAUCAAAAUGUGUUGUUAAAGGUUUUAAGGAUUGUUUUAUUAAUAAAACCUCUGCCAGUGAACUGUGGUAG
Messenger RNA from Brassicogethes aeneus, 852 nucleotides. NCBI's taxonomy places the organism in Eukaryota, Metazoa, Arthropoda, Insecta, Coleoptera, Nitidulidae. The record is from the annotation of a GenBank genome assembly.